GCGCGACGCGCUCUUCGCGGCGCUGGGCAGGACCUACACUGAUGAAGAAUUUGAUGAGCUUUGCUUUGAGUUCGGUUUGGAGCUUGAUGAAGUUACAUCUGAAAAAACUAUUAUAAGUAAAGAACGAGGCGAUGAAAAGGCUGAGGGGGCAUCUGACACCAUUCUCUAUAAAAUUGACGUUCCUGCCAACCGUUAUGAUCUCCUUUGCCUUGAAGGACUGGUCCGAGGACUGCAAGUCUUUAAAGAAAGGAUAAGUAUCCCUAGGUACAGAAAGAUCGUGCCAGCUAAGGGUGAAGGUCAAAGGCUGAUUAUCACUGAAGAGACUGCCAGAAUCCGUCCUCAUGCUGUUGCUGCAGUCCUCCGUAACAUAACCUUUACCAAAGAACGUUACGAUAGUUUCAUUGAUCUCCAAGAAAAACUCCACCAAAAUAUUUGCAGGAAAAGAGCAUUAGUAGCAAUUGGUACUCAUGACUUGGACACUAUCACUGGUCCAUUUACUUACACAGCUAAGGCACCUUCUGAAAUUAAAUUCAAGCCCUUGAAUCAAUCUCAGGAAUACACAGCUUCACAACUUAUGGAUCUGUACAGGACUGACAGCCACCUUCGACACUAUUUGCACCUAAUUGAAGACCUGCCACUUUAUCCUGUCAUUUAUGACAGCAAUGGUGUUGUUCUGUCCAUGCCACCAAUCAUCAAUGGAGAUCAUACAAAAAUAGGUCUAAACACCAAAAAUGUCUUCAUUGAAUGCACAGGCACCGAUAUUACAAAGGCAAAAACUGUCCUUGAUAUUCUAGUCACAAUGUUCAGUGAAUAUUGUGAGAAGCCAUUCAGUGUUGAGGCAGCAGAAGUGGUUUAUCCUAAUGGGAAGGCCCACAUAUAUCCAGAACUGGCUUACCGAAAAGAGAAGGUGAAACCUGAGUACAUUAACAAAAAAAUUGGAAUCAGUGAAACUCCAUCAAACCUUGCAAAGCUGCUGACUAGGAUGUGCCUCAAGUCACACAUCAUAGGGAAUGGGAGCCAUAUCGAGGUUGAAAUCCCUCCCACCAGAGCGGACGUUAUCCACGCAUGUGAUAUCAUGGAAGAUGCAGCAAUAGCUUAUGGUUAUAACAACAUUCAGAUGACUAUUCCAAAAAUGUACACCAUAGCUAAUCAACUCCCUCUCAAUAAGCUGACAGAACUUCUCAGACUGGACUUGGCAGCUGCUGGAUUCACUGAAGUUCUCACUUUUGCCCUGUGUUCUCAAGAAGAUAUUGCAGAUAAACUUGGCAUGGAUAUCUCUGCAACAAAAGCAGUAAAGAUAGCAAACCCCAAAACUGCAGAAUUUCAGGUGGCACGGACAAGCCUCCUUCCUGGACUGCUGAAAACUAUUGCUGCCAAUCGGAAGAUGCCCUUGCCCCUGAAACUCUUUGAGAUUUCUGACAUUGUAGUAAAAGAUGACACUGCAGACGUAGGGGCAAGAAACCACCGGCACCUCUGUGCCCUUUAUUACAACAAGAACCCAGGGUUUGAGAUCAUCCAUGGUUUGCUGGACAGACUCAUGCAGCUUCUGGAUGUACCGAACGAAGAGAACGGAUACGUGAUCAAGGCAGCAGAAGGCUCUGCUUUCUUUCCUGGUCGCUGUGCUGAGGUCAUUGCCAAAGGUCAGAGCAUUGGGAAACUUGGAGUCCUACACCCUGAUGUUAUCACCAAAUUUGAGCUCACCAUGCCGUGCUCUGCCCUGGAGAUCACUAUUGAACCUUUCGUGUGAAGGCAGGGUUUUUAUCGCCCUACCCUUGACCACUGUCGCAUGCAGCACCCUCAGCUCUUCUGUCUUUCUCUGCAGGGAACCUCUGCUUGGGCUUUUAUGUUUUAAUAAACUA
This is a messenger RNA of Tinamus guttatus (white-throated tinamou), 1859 nucleotides long. RefSeq names its product phenylalanyl-tRNA synthetase subunit beta (gene FARSB). NCBI's taxonomy places the organism in Eukaryota, Metazoa, Chordata, Aves, Tinamiformes, Tinamidae. Gene Ontology annotation, molecular function: ATP binding; magnesium ion binding; RNA binding. The record is from RefSeq and is a predicted model, not a curated record. Gene Ontology annotation, biological process: phenylalanyl-tRNA aminoacylation. Gene Ontology annotation, cellular component: cytoplasm; phenylalanine-tRNA ligase complex.